ACUGCACUAAGUGAUCCGGAUAUCAAACAACUUUCAACAUGAAGUGAAUAACAGACGGCACAACUCAGCCCCGUACAUUACGUUCUCGUUUGGAUCUGUAUUGGUUGCAUACAUGUAUUUUAGAUACCUGUUGAAGACUCAGAGAUAAUUAAUUUCAUCCUUAAAUAUACGGUGUACGUGGACGAUCCUUCAUCCAGUGAGAGUGGACAUGAAAUGGAGAUGUGCAGUACCAUUGAUAGCAGCUUUCUUCAGGGGUCGGGCUCAGAGUCCUCUGAAUUUUCUCAGUCUAGGAACGAGGUGAGCUCGUAUUCCGGCCAAAAUGAGGACUCCAAUUCCAGCAGCAGUGAUACGGUGGCAUCGAAGAAAUUCAAGCGCAGCAAGGAGGAUAAGAUAUGUCUGGUCUGUGGGGAUAAGGCGCUUGGCUACAACUUUAAUGCCAUUACUUGUGAAUCGUGUAAAGCAUUCUUCCGGAGGAAUGCUCUGAAAUCAGAUCAACCAAAAUGCCUUUUUCAAAACGACUGCCUGAUUGAUGUUCGCACACGCCGCUUUUGUCCUCACUGUCGUCUGCGCAGAUGUUUUGAAGUUGGAAUGAAGAAAGAAAUGAUAUUGGAUGAGACAGAAAGGAAAGCCAGGAUGCAGAAAGUGGCCAUGAACAGACAAAUGAAACAGAAGCAUCCCCAAGUUGGUGAAAUUAUCAUUAAACAAGAGCCAGUCAGCAUUUCAAUUGAAGCUACAAGCUCGAUGCCAGACACUCAGAGUGGUGGAGAUGAGAAGACAACUUUUCCCACAGUAGCGUUUGGGAAUUCCCAGCCCCUGAUUCUGCCCACCCUGACGCCUGACACUGUGCCGAAGGACCCCAAAAUGUACCGUAUUCUGAAAACAGAGGAGAAAAUGCUGGUGGAGGAACUAUCCGUGGCGUACGUGGAGACCCUCGGUGGGUUCGCCAAUGAAACCCAUGUCAACAAGGAGGAGAGUUACUCCAGUGCAGACGAACUGGUCAAUAAUUCCGAAAUUGCUGUGCGAAGACUUAUAAAAUUUGUGAAAAAAAUUGCUCAAUUCCGGGGCAUGAGCCAAGAGAACCAAGUAGCCUGCCUUAAAUCCUGUGUGUUGAAUGCGUUGUUGUUACGAUCCGUAAACUUCUAUGAUGCAGAGAAUGAUGCAUGGAAAACCCCCACAGGAAGUAUUCCGACAAGUGUUUUAAAGCACGCUACAGGGUUCAACGAUCUUCACGAUGCACACACUUCGUAUUGUGCAGGGUUGAAGAAACUGACGCGAGAUGACAGUAAUAUCAUGGCCCUGAUUCAAACAAUCACAGUGUUUAAUCCAGAUGGACAGAAUCUUGAGAACAGACAAACUAUCUCUGACAUCCAAGACCAGUUUAUUCAGCUCUUGAGGCACUAUCUCGAAUCAGAGGUAUCCUUCAUGCAUUCCCAAUUAUUUUUCUCCAACAUUUUGCAGAAGAUAUCAGAAUUAAAAGGACUAGGGGAGGAUCAUGCCCGCAUUCUCUUACAGAUCAAUUCCAACAAGAUUGAGCCCCUCAUGCUAGAAAUUCUGAAUCUUCAGUGAUUUCACACAAUAAGGGACUGAGGACCACAAAGAAACUCUUUGUACCCGUAUUUGUUACAUUCCUAUUUCAAGAUGAAAAUAUGGCAGCUUUUGAAUUUCAUGUAUAGGAAGAAGUAUUCACAAUAUCUGAAUUACACCGGAAAUGCUGUUACAGUAACAACAUCCCUGUGUAUGACUUUUGUAUUAUGACUUACAAUUGCAGUACAUUAAUGGUACUCCAGAGCAUCAUUGCCCUCCUUACUAACUUGAAUACCUGGACUCUUUACCAAAAACUUUUUUCCCCUCAGUACAAUUUUUUUUCACUUUUCUGUUCUUUUGACAAGAAGACUAAAUGAAGGUAUUAUUGUGAGAUGUUCUUCUAUAAAAACACCCCCCCCCCCCCCUCCUCUUGGUUUAGACACUGUUUUUCAGACAUUUAAGAUUGGAUCAAGUUAAUGAUAUGUUAAGGGCUGAAUCAUGCAAUUACUAGGGAUUGUUUGCAAUGAGUGAUUUUAUUAUUUGUUUUUUUGACAGGCAUAAUAAUGUACCAAUACCAAUAUAUAUGAUGAAUGGAAAUUAUAUUUUGCAAAUAAUAUGCUCACUGAUUUUUUGCUUAAAACCUUCACUGCGCACCUAUAAUCACUACACAUAUAUUCAUAUUAACCAUAGAUAUAAUUUCCUAUGAAAUUUCAUCUAGAGGUUAUAAAACCUGCAUUAUAUGAUAAGGUUAACAAUAUAUUGUUUCAUUCUGUGUUACUGAUCAUAAAACAUGCAAGUCUGUUGGGGAAAAAAAUGAUUAUACAUGUUAAUAUAGAGAAAAGAUGUAAUAUUACUAUCUACGUGACUGUGUACAAAUAUAAAUUAAAUAUACUUGUACAUUUAAUGAUAAAAAUUGCAUUUUAUCAGACUACUAUCUUUAGAAUAUCAAAAAAAGUAAAGAUGUUAUUAUUAUUUGGAGAGGAUGAAGUACGAAGGUCUUAUAGAGGCACAUAUUGUUUAAACUAUUUGAUAUUGAUAACAAAUUUGGCAUUAUUCCAUUUGCAACAUGUCUUACUUCAUCAUAAAAUUUACACUUUGGUUACAAUUAUCAGAGCCAGAGGUUGCUGUCAAAUUAUUUUUAUAGAGUUGAUAUCUUACUUAAGGUACCUAUUCUUUUACGCUGAAGGGACACGUGGCCUUGAUGACAGCUCUCCGUUGUUUCUAUCUUGAUUUGGAUGCACAUUUGACUUCACUUAAGGACAUUUGGAAGUGAUUGGUAGUGGCUUAAUUCUGUUUGCUGAACCCCCACCCCAUCAAGAAAUGAAACAUUUUUUUCCCUUCAUCUAAAUCACUUCAUAAUAUUCUUUCAGUUGAACUUAAACAGUAUACUGGACAUGUAUGCAAUAUUAGAGAGAAAUAAUGUAAUACAGUGGUUGUUUUGUUAAUUGAAGACCUCAGUUACUUUCAGUGACACUCAGUAAUAAGGUGUAUGUUUCAAAUACCAGCAUUAAUUGCAUUGGCACUUGAGUCUGCAGCAAUUAUUCUUACUCUGUGUGUUUUUGUUGAAAAUUAGAUCAGAAAUAAAAAAUCAUGAAAUUUGACCUAAUAUAGGAACAUGUAUUACUAAAAUGUUUUUAUAAUACAAGAGUUGACCAAUUUGCAAUGAUUGUUUUGUUCAGUAACAUUCUUUUUUUUUUCUUUGUUCAUUUUUUAUUUAGAAUUUACAGCAUGAUCAUUUUCUAAAAGUUCAUGUGAACACACUUUUAAGUGAAACAUCCUGGUUUUAUUUACUAUGGGCCAUCACAUCACAUGUAGCAUUUAAUCAUAAGUUCCAUGAUUCUGCGUCAAAAGUUUGACCUACAAAUGCACUAUAAAUUCGACAGUCACUUUCCAGUGACGAUUUGUAUAGUUGGUAAUUGUUUACAAUUAUAGUUCUUGUGUCAGGUAAUAUUUUUGGUGUUUGGCAUUGUUCCAAUUUUACUUGUAGAUUUUUGUAGUAAACUUGAGGUGUGGUAUUGUAGAAAAUAUAGUUUGGAUAUGAUGUUGGUUCAAAAUGUAAUAGAAUCUUUUAUAUUGUUUUAGUAGUUAAGACUAUGCUCAAUUUAUGCCUAUGAAUUAACGACAUUGUCCCUAUCAUAGUGCUAUUGAAUGAUGUAUUUUUGAAAAAUAUUGAAAAGGUGACAAUCAUGAAAUAAUGCACAGUCUAGUGUUUGUGAUCUAUGUGUCUUAUGAAUUCCAUGUGUUUGCUGUGCCACUUGUAUAUGUGAGGAGAUGGAGAAUAUAAUUCCAGGGUAAACUAAACAACUUUUUGAAAGUCAUACAUGUACCAAAGUUAGGAUAUAUUUUAUUUCAUCUCGUCUUGCUCUCCAAGUAGCACCUCUUAUUCCUUAAUUACUUGGUAUCUGUACUAAAAAGAAGAUGUUAAAUUACUUGCUUUGCAAAGUAUAACUAUUUUGAUGAGAAUCAUAAUUGUUUACUUGUACAGCUACAUCCUUCAUGAAACUAUAAUGCUUUAUUAAAUAAAUAUCAAUUACCGGUAAAUUAAAUUUAAGUACUGUAGAUUCCUAAUUAAAUGCGAGGAAUAAUAUCCGAAAUUACCAAAAUGUCUCUUUAAUUUUUUGGAAAGGUGUAAACUUAAUAGAACUGUGAUAAAAUUUGGGGGUCGCGAUUUGAUAUUCUCGCAAUUUUAUGCAAAACUGUUGAAUCGUGAAAUUAAGUACUCACGUAAAAUUAGGAAUUCAGUUUCUAUAAAGUUUGAAUGCUUACCUUAAAGUCAGAUCUACUAAACUUCAUGGUACAAAGCUUUGUUCCAGACUGUGUAAUUUUGUGUAAAUAAUUUAUUUUUUCUGUUAAAAAUCAAAGGUAUACAAACUGGUGAUGGAAACACAAUUUGCUCUUAAAACACAAUUAUCUGUGACUCAGGCUGUAGGACUUCAUAGAUGUACCGCAGCAACAAGAUUGUUUUAACACAGAUUAAAUUGAUCUUUUUUAUGCCCUUUAAUUGGUAAAUUUGGAAAUUAUUUUGCACAAAAAUACCAAAUGCUGUUUGAAACUUUUCUUAUCAGCAAAAGUUAAUCUUCAAAAAGUAUUCCUUUAUUCAUUAUAUUUUGGUAAAUUUAGAAAUGAUUUUGCACAAAAAUACCAAAGGUUGUUUGAAACUCUCCUUGUCAGUAAAAUUAAAUCUUCAAAGAGUAUUUGAAGAGGACGUGUAUAAGAAAUAUAAUCCAGAUUCUAAAAAAAGAAACAGCAGAAAGCGAUAGAUAUUUAUGAAAAUGCUGUGUAAAAUUUUGAGGGAACGCGGAUACUAUUUUAUGUAAGAUUAUAGAGAAUUUUAAAUAAAUCUUCCUUGGUUGUCUUUGCCUUUGAUUGUCAAUGGCAUUAUAUAGCAGGUGAUUGUGUAAUACUUCACUCUUUUAAAAGAUAUUUUUGGUAAAAAUGUCUGGCUGGAAUGUACAAGACUGUUCACUAUUAAAGUUUGAUCAACCAGCUGAUUUUCAUACUUAUAAUUGUUAAACCAGGAGAUUGGCUUUAAACAAUAUAUUAUGUGCUCAAGUUGAUGAUAACGAAUUGUUAAAUUUUACUUUAUCUUUGUUAAGUUUGAUUUUGUUACCAUUUUUUAGGGUUAUAAUUUCUCCCUUGCUUUUAGAAUGUAUCUUUGUUGUUAAGUGAUAAUGAUAAUAUUAUAUUUAUAUAAUUAUUUAUCGUAAUAUUCAUUGUCAUAACGUGCUGUGCAUGUACCAUUAUUUUAAAUUAUGUAUCUUUUAAAUGUACUGUAUAUUUCUUACAAAUAUAUUGUUAUGAAAUUGCUGUCAUUGUGUAUUAAAGUAGAAAUUUAUUAUUGCCCUCGAUCAUAUUGAAGUGUCUUAACAUAAAUAAUAUUGGGCAUAUAUUUUUUUUACCAUAUCAACUUAAAUAAUUUUGACCUUUUUCUCUUACAAUGAGUUUAAUUUUAUCAUCUUGAAAGUUUUAUGGUAACUUUCUUAUUUUAAUUCGUCAUACUGUGCAUUAAUUACUAGUAGGUAAAUCAGAACCUGUUAAUUGAUUUAAGAAUAGUUAUUGUAUCAUUGUCCAUCCCAUUAAUACCCAUUUCAUGACUUAUAUUAAAAACAACCUCAUUAGUGAAUGUGACCCACUGACCUAGAAAAACAGAUUUCAGACAUAAUACCGUUACCAACUCUGUUAAUUUUUUUCUACAUCAAUUAUCUUUAAUGUAAUAAAAAAAAAUGAAACGUCAGACAAGCUACAAACUUUUUACCCCUAGAAAUCUGCAAACUCUUUGAUAGAUUUAUAUACUGAUAUGUAUAAAUUUAAUUUUAAGUAAUAAUAAUAACUUAGUAACAUAGAAACAAUACUUUUUUGCGUUAGUAUAUAUUUUCUCCUUUUUGAUAUUUUAAAAAUUUGAUAUUAAUAUCAUUUUCAUCAGAGUGUAUUUGAAAAUCUAAAUUUGGUAGCAUGUUUUUUAAUGUACAAAAAAUUGUUCAUUUAUACAGUUUAUGAAAGACCAAUAAGUACUGUAAUAGAAAAAGUAAGUUCAUACUGACAUAAAUGUGCAUAUAAAUAUGCCAAAAAUUCGAAGCUAUUAUGAUUUAAUCAUUCCAUGAAUUAAAAGUAAAAAAAAUUGAAAUACUCAAUAAACAAAAUUCAACUUGCAAUAUCAGGGACCUAUAUACUAACUAUACCUAAACCGUUUAAUAAGACUUUGGCAAUAUCAAAUUUGUGCAACAAAUUAGCAAACAUAAUAAUAAUGUACUUGUAAUAUUUUUGAAAUUAGUAUCCAUAGGAAUCUGGUAUUCUCUGUUCUAUUAGACCGACUUCGUCCUGCUUUAUACCUUAAUGAUUCAGGUAGAUGUUCUUGUGAUCACCUGUGUACACAUAUGGGAUUAAAUUCGGUGUACAGGUAUUACAUCAGUACGACCCGUUGUUGUGAUGUUCAUUUUUAAACAACUUCAUGUGAACAGCAUAACUUGUUUACAUAUUGUUGAGAGUAUGUAUUUUUCUUGCGGUUUCAAAUAAAUAUAUUUCAUGAUAAAA
This is a messenger RNA of Magallana angulata, 6555 nucleotides long. RefSeq names its product nuclear hormone receptor HR96-like. The record is from RefSeq and is a predicted model, not a curated record. NCBI's taxonomy places the organism in Eukaryota, Metazoa, Mollusca, Bivalvia, Ostreida, Ostreidae. Gene Ontology annotation, molecular function: zinc ion binding; RNA polymerase II cis-regulatory region sequence-specific DNA binding; nuclear receptor activity. Gene Ontology annotation, biological process: positive regulation of transcription by RNA polymerase II; negative regulation of transcription by RNA polymerase II; cell differentiation. The transcript is spliced from 4 exons. Bases 214 to 1566 code for a protein of 450 amino acids.